This is a messenger RNA of Neomonachus schauinslandi (Hawaiian monk seal), 702 nucleotides long. It is a transcript of the gene MCFD2, whose product is annotated as multiple coagulation factor deficiency 2, ER cargo receptor complex subunit. The transcript has 4 exons. Gene Ontology annotation, molecular function: calcium ion binding. The record is from RefSeq and is a predicted model, not a curated record. Bases 174 to 614 code for a protein of 146 amino acids. Lineage: Eukaryota; Metazoa; Chordata; Mammalia; Carnivora; Phocidae.
GGGGCCAAUAAAAGCAUUCUGAGGACGGGGGCUGGCGAGGCUCAUGUUGGAAGGCUUCGCGUCUGGGGAGAACUGCUUGGAAACGGGGCAGUGAGGGUGAGUGAACUCGAGAACACCUGAGGCCCGGGCUUCGGCCUCCGAGGCCCGUGACCCAACCCCAGGUACUGGCGACCAUGAGAUCUCUGCAGCUGCUCAGAACCCCCUUCCUGUGUGGCCUGGUCUGGGCCUUUUGUGCUCCAGGUGCUGGGGCUGAGGAACCUGGGGCCAGCUUCUCCCAUCCUGGCAGCGUGGGCCUGGAUAAGAAUACAGUGCACGACCAAGAGCAUAUCAUGGAGCAUCUAGAAGGUGUCAUCAACAAACCAGAAGCAGAGAUGUCCCCACAAGAACUGCAGCUCCAUUAUUUCAAAAUGCAUGAUUAUGACGGCAAUAAUUUGCUUGAUGGCCUAGAGCUCUCCACAGCCAUCACUCACGUCCAUAAGGAGGAAGGGAAUGAACAGGCCCCACCACUGAGUGAAGCUGAACUGAUUAACUUAAUAGAUGGUGUUCUAAGAGACGAUGACAAGAACAAUGAUGGAUACAUUGACUAUGCUGAAUUUGCAAAAUCACUGCAGUAGACAUUGUUUGGCCAUCUAGUUGUAUGCAAAUGUGACCCGUUACAAUGUGAUUGAACACUUUUGGUAAUGCAAAAUAACUCAUUUCCAA